AUGUUUUCUCGUCGUGUUCUAUUGGGACGAAGUGCAGGCCGCACGUCUUCCAUGUUGUUAUCGCCAAUCUCUCGUAGUGUAAACAUUAGGAAUAAUACUUGCAUGUCCGUCACCGCACUGCAGUGUAAUAAACGGCCCAUCACACAAUUGGCAACCAAUCUCACUGCCCAUUCUCUCCAAUUGCAGGGUUGUCUUUCCCUCAGUACACUCUUGUACUCUCCACUUGGAACGGCAUUCCUCUUGUUAUUAGCAUACAAUGUGGUGGUGAUUGGUACAAAGCAUGUUGUUUAUACAAUAGAGAUUACAGGGAAGGAUUAUGUGCAGGAUCAACAAUUACAUCAGAUCAUGAAGUAUGGUAUUUUCGCCUGUGUUUUACUGGCAAUGGAAGUCCUCUUUGUGGAGGUGUAA
Molecule: messenger RNA, 408 nt
Organism: Trypanosoma theileri
Lineage: Eukaryota; Euglenozoa; Kinetoplastea; Trypanosomatida; Trypanosomatidae
Exons: 1
Coding region: 1-408 (135 amino acids)
Source: RefSeq, a predicted model, not a curated record